This is a messenger RNA of Centropristis striata (black sea bass), 6689 nucleotides long. RefSeq names its product ninein (GSK3B interacting protein) (gene nin). Gene Ontology annotation, biological process: centrosome localization; centrosome-templated microtubule nucleation; microtubule anchoring at centrosome. The transcript is spliced from 27 exons. Gene Ontology annotation, cellular component: mitotic spindle pole; ciliary transition fiber; pericentriolar material. Bases 265 to 4602 code for a protein of 1445 amino acids. Gene Ontology annotation, molecular function: calcium ion binding. The record is from RefSeq and is a predicted model, not a curated record. NCBI's taxonomy places the organism in Eukaryota, Metazoa, Chordata, Actinopteri, Perciformes, Serranidae.
CACACUCUCCGCUGCCGUGUGGAAAUAAAACGUCUCCGACACAAAAACAACUGCACCGUGAAGCUAAGAGUUAGUUUAUCUUUCUGGAAAGGAUCAUUUAACUUCAAGGGAACCGCGAAGCGACCACGCGGAUAAAUGUUUUAAAAGUUUGAUUUUUUUUUUAAUACUCGCGAUUAAGUUAGCGUUUAUCGACAAAAUUCAGCUGGAAAAGGAGCGAAUCGUGGUGCAAAUUCGGAGACUUUGGGCAGGGUGCUGUCCUGUGGGAUGGAUGACACCCAAGAGCAGGACCACUACGAGGAGCGCCUAAAAGAAGUUUUUAACAGUUUUGAUUCCAGCGGCUCCGGCUCUCUGUGCCCGGAGGAACUCAGUGAACUCUGUCAGUCCCUGCACCUGGAUGAUGCCACACCAGCUCUUCUGCACACGCUGCUGCAGAACCAGGACCGCCUCACUGCGAGGGUUGACUUUGAGCAAUUCAAGAAUGCACUGAUUCUGGUCUUGUCAUCAACUAUUGAGCCACCACAAGCAGAACAGGAAACCUUGUCAAAACCAGAAACUCCAGAGAUCCAACCAAAGUUCGUGAAGGGCAGUAAACGUUACGGCCGCCGCUCUACGCCAGAGUUCAUCGAGCCUAUUUCAGACUUCUCUGAAGUUACAAGUGCAAACCCGGUGGAGGAGGACAACCUGGAGGACAACUAUGACUCAGCUGUUCCCAGGAAGCGUGAGCGCUGGAAUGCUCAUGAAACAAACACAGAGGAAUAUGAGGCAGAAGGACAAAUGCAUCUCUGGAACCCCGAUGAGCCGAGCACACCUCGGGGAUCCAUCUUUCCUCUGUCGACGUGUUUAGAGGAGAGACUGCGUGACACUUGUGAAGAACUGAACAUAUCAUGGGACGGAUGUGCCGGUCACACCGAACUGCUCGCUCUCUGUGAACACCUGGGCCUGGAGAUAAAUCUGGAGGUAAUCCAGAGUCUCACUGGUGACGGAGCGAUGAAUGUUCAGGAGUUUGUUUCCAGGGUUGUAAACCACAACAAACCCCCCACGCCGUCCGCCUCCACUCCCUACAGACAGCUUAAACGACACCACUCCACCCAGCCUUUUGAUGAAGGAGGCCGUAGGAUAGCCACUCCUUCUGUUCUGACCAGCACCAUCGGCAUGCGUCUCUUUUCCACGCUCGAUGAUGGGACCGGUUUCACUCCUGUUGACUACGUCCUGGAUGCCUGGAUGGAAGAGGGAAUAGAAAACAGCACUGAGAUCCUGCAGGCUUUGAAUUUCAGCUUAGAUGGAAAAGUGAGUCUUAGUGACCUCACCAUGGCACUUGAGAAUGAGCUCCUCGUUACUAAGAAUGGGAUUCACCAAGCAGCACUGGCGAGCUUCAAAGCUGAGAUCAGACAUCUUCUAGAGCGUGUGGACAGAGAACUAAGAGAGAAAGAGAAAAUCCGAUCCGACCUGGAAAAAGCAGAUAAACUAAAAACUCAGCUCGCCACCGAGGUGGACGAACGUCACUCUGCGAUUGAACACAUGAAUAAUGUCAACCUCAGGAAGCUUGAACAGGAGCACAAAGAGAAGCUAGCAGCGGUACGAUCAGAACUGAUGCAGGAGAUGGACCAGAUUCAGCAGCAGGCUGGCCUGCAGCGUGAGGAACUGGAGUCAGAGGUGGAGAAGAUCAGACAGGAUGAAUCUUUCCUCAGAGACCACCUCUCCAUCUCUGUCAAGGAAAACCGACGUCUUGAAAUGGAGUUGCUGGACAUCACCGAAAAACUAGUGGAGUCACAAAACCAAAACACGAAACUUCAGACAUGUUUAGACAACGUUUUGAAAGAAAAGUUUGGAGACUUGGAUCCUGGCAACGCAGAUUUAUUCCUCCAGGAGGAACGUAUUAAAGAGCUACGCAGCGGCUACGAAGCUCAGUACAGGGAGCUGCAGGAUCGUAUUGACGAGCUGCAGUCAGAGCUGCAGGAGUUCCACAGCGUCGGACGAGUUCAUCAGUCGUGCCACAAACCUCUCUCUGAAGAGCUGGAGAGUAAAAGCCCCGGCAUGGAGUCUGACCCAGGCAUCGGUUCAGAGGAAGUUCAACCCUUCAGCAUGAGCCUCGAGGCAGAGAUGAUGCUGGAGCAGCUGAAGGAGCAACACCUGCAGGAAAUGGAGGAAUUGCGGAACCAGCUUGAAAGCAAGAUCAAUGAAUUUGAUAAGAUGGUUGGGAAGCAGAGGGCGACUCAUGAGGACCAGAAGGCUGCCUUGGCCCUCCAGUACCAGCAGGAGGUCCAGGCUCUGGGGGAAGAGAUGGCCAGCAUUCAGAGCCACGCAGAGGAGCUUCAGAGCCAGCUGGAGCAGGCCAAGCUGAAGCGGACUUGUCUGGAGGAGAAGCAGGCCGAGGAGAGGGCAGAGCUGGAGAAUCUGCAGGAGGAGGAGGUGGGAACUCUCAGACAACAGCUGCUGGAGGCCCACACCUACGCUGCAGACCUGGAGGAGCAGCUGAAAACCUUGGAAGCCCAGCAGACAGAAACUGAUGAAAAUCUAGUCAGUGAGAUAGACGAGCUGAGGAAACAACACGCCACAGAGAUUAAGAAACUGGGGGAAGAGCAGUUAGAGCUUUCUGAAGCCAGACUGGAAGAGGAGAGAAGCAAACUGCAGGAAGAAAAGGCCGAGUUGGAGAAGAGAUUGUUAGAUGAUUACGAAAAGGAGAAAGAGCAAUUGCAGCAAAGCCAUGAGGAUGAACUGAAGGCCAGACUAGAGGAGGCAAAGGUGAAGUUCAAGGAAGAGCGCGAUGAGAUUGAGCAGAGGCUGACAGAGCAGUGGCAGAAAGAGAGGGCUCAGCUGGAUGAGCAGAAUAAUGAGUCUCUGCAGGUGGUGUUAGAGGAAGAGAUGUUGAGACUUGUCAGGGAGCAGGAAGAGAAGGAGAGCAAGCUCAGGGAGCAGUGGGAGGAGGAACGAGCCCAGCUCCUGGAGCGUCAGGAGGAGGCUCUGCUUGACAGAGUGCUCCAAGAGAGGCUGCAGGUACAGGAGAAGUUUGAGCAGAGGGAGAAAAAGCUAAAGGAGGAGUGGGAGACGGAGAGACUGCAGUUAGAGGAGGAUUACGAAGGCAUGCUCCAAGAAAGGCUGAAUGAAGAGAGGGAGAAGCUCGAGACGGAGAGAGAGGAGGAGGAGAAGAGAAUAGAGCGCUUAAUGGCAGAGGAGAGGGAUCGUCUGGAGGAGAGUCACCGAGAGGCCGUGAAGGAGCUGACUGUCAAACACACUGAGGAGAGGGACGCUCUCAGCAGCAUGCUGGAUAAACUACGAGAUGACAUCACUCAGGAGAGAUCAGAGGCGUCACGUCUCGCUGAAGAAAACGUCGUCCUCAGACAAAAGAUUGCAGCAUUGAAGGAAGAGGACAUAAAAGAGGUCCAGGAAGAGUUGAUACAAACACUGGAGCAGCUAAAAAAAGGGAAGAUUGCCACUCAAAAGGCAGCGGACAAUUUCAAGAAACAGAUUUCCGAGCUGCGUCUGCAGAGCCAGCAGCUGGAGGAUGAGAACGGGCUGCUGUCAGAGAAAAAUGCCCAAAAUAUUUCUGAUAUGGAGAGUCUACAAGAGCAGCUGGCUGAGCUGAUAAAAGAGAACGAGAGGAGGGAGGCGUUCACCGCCGAAGAGAAAAACGAGCUGGCAGCAUGUGUGUCUGCUCUGGAGGCAGAGCUGACCAAAGCUCUGGAGGACACUGCACAGCUGGAGCAGAGGAAUAUCCAGCUGUCACAGCAGCUCUCUGGCCUCAGAGAGAAGUCGUCUUCUGGUUCUCAGGGGGUCAGAGUGGAUUCUAUGCAGAGGCAGCUCAGCCACCUGGCGGAGGAGCGGAUGAUCCCAGAUCAGCAGACUCAGGGCCUCUGUGACCAGCUGACCAAAGCUCAAGAGAGGGUCAAGUCAGCAGAUGAAACUCUUCAGGUUGUGAACCAUCAAAGUGCUCUUCUUAAGUCAGACUUCCGUGUUUUGCAGCAGGAGAGGGAUUCCCUCAAACACGAAGUUGCAGUGCUACACAAACAGCUGCAAAAUGUCAAUGACAAAAACCACGUGUUGGAGAUGGCCUUGCACUCGAGUGGUCUCCAGAGUCAGAGCAAGAAGCUGUUCAGAGAUGAGAUGUCUCGGCUGCUGGAUCAGGAGCAGAAGCUGCUCAGGCAGGAAAACGAGAGACUCCGGGACGAAGUACACGGCGUCAAAGGAGACCUCGUGCAGUCCAGAGAAAAGGUCCGUCAGCUGGAUGCGACCAUCCUGUCUCUGAAGCAGCACAAACAGCAGAGUCAGUCGUCCCUGGUGAAGGCCUUGGAGCAGGACAACGCUGCUCUGAGGGAGGAGCUCGAGGCACAAAAGGAACUCACCAAGGGCCGUGAAGCAGGACGAGGGCACACGGAGCUGGAGGGCCUUCAGCAAGAAAACGAGGCGCUCAAGGCCCAAAUGGCUCGACUGUCUACACAAGUGCUAGAGUCAUUUCAGGCUCAUUUGGUCGGACUUCUGCCUCCGUCACCUCACAGGAUGCCCAGGGGACAGCACCGUGGUGAAGACCCAGACAACAUGCAGGGGCCGAUGGCGGAGCAGCGGGCGGCUCACGCAGACAGCUACCGGCGCAUCGGUGGAUUGUAACGCCAGCAUCUUUUCCUGCUCUUCACUUUAGCCUCUUUGCUUCCCUCCAAGACUGCUCUUCUUCUCCCUCUUCCUUCUGCUCCUCCUCCUCCUCUCAGUCCUGCUCUUCCUCUGCUAUGUUCGGAGCCAAAAUCUGACUGUGGCGCUUGAUGCCGUCCUUUCUGCAUCCUUAUAGGAGAUUGUGAACAAAUGUGGUGCCUGGUUCAAAAGGCAUGAAUGUGUAAUUGUAUUUCUCUGCUGCUAGGUGGCAGGAAAACACAGAAACCGCUCCUGAGGUUUUUCCCAAUGGGAUGAUUUUGAUUAAAAUGACAUUUGAAUUUAUGAGUUUGUCAGACUUCAAACAGAGUUACUCCUUGAUGAACUUUGAAUUUUUUAAGGGUCCAAUCCUUUUAUAGUUUGAAUACGGGGAAUCUUUUUAAAGCAGGGUGUAUUUUCUGGGAAUGUUCUGUAAUGCACUUGUAAACCGUUUAUUAUUGUCUGAAACAGGGUAUAUACAUGAUCCUCAGAGGCUAAAUCUUGUAUGACAGCUUGCCUUAUGAUCAUCGAGAAGUAAAAGAAUAUUUUUACCUUAAAAUGACCAUUUGUUUAUUAGUUACUCACUGUUUGUCUCUGAAUUUUUGAAGAAAACACAUUUAACAACCGCAAACUAUAUCAAACAUAAUGUCCCAAAUGAUCUCACAGAUGUGCAGUAUAAUCCAAGCCUCAUUUAUCCAGUUGUAUGCUCACUUCUUACCAAACACAUGCAUUUUCAGAAAAAUCAUACUAUUUACUAUUGGGUGUCACGUUUUUCCAAAUCCACAAUUCAGUUACAAUUCAAUUUAAAGUCACAAUUUAAUUAUAUUUUGUAAUGAAACCUUUUUUUCUACAUUCACAGUUAUGCUUUUGUUAAACUGUUGGUUUUAUGUCCAAUGUUAUAUAAUUGGCCAUAUUUUUUUUAAUGUACCACACUAAAGCCAUAUGAUCAGAUUUUCCAUUUUACCUAUCCAGUUUUGAUUAGGAUUAUGUAAUUGUGAGCUCAUUUCGAUUGAUUUUUACUAAGAAUUUGAAUCGUGACACCUACAAAACAUUACUUGUCCGGUUUCGCAUGGAGGAGUAGACCUUGUGCACCUGCAGAAGUAUAAAACAGGAGUGUCUAAUGUGUUUUAAAUAGUAAAUAUUACCAAAAAUGCAUGUAUUUGGAAGCAGUGAGCAUAUAACUAUAAACGAGAGUUAUGUGAUUCUGCACAAGUUUGUGAGAGUUUGUCAACCGAUGUUUAAAUCUGGUUUUACUGUUGUUAAAGACGGCAUUUACUUUUAAUAGAGGCUGAGUAAUGGAUCUACAAACAGUCAUUUUAAGGAUGAGGUGUUCCUUUAGGUGGAGGCGAGGUUAGUGCCUAACUGCCCUCUGAGCCUUUUCCAACAAUCAAGCAACCUGUAAUUGUCAGGUGACGUUUCUGUCUAUGUUCAGUAUGAGAUUUGUCAAUGAAAGUUUUCACUGUUUGUCUUUUUCUGUUCAUGCCUGUAUUUCUAAUUAACAUAUAGCUGAAUGUGUCUUCCAGCUGUGUGUGUUCUGGGACUGUGUGUGUGUGUGUGCUGCUCUUUUUGUUGCUGCUGCUGCACAACCAAAGUGAAUCACAUCCUUCUGUUGUUUUUCUGUUCAAACACGUCACACAACUUGAAUGUUAUCUGGUAUUUAUUAUUAGAAACCAAAUCAUUGUUUGUCCCCAGUAGUAAUCUGUUAAUGUCAUAUGUGUCUUGGAGUCAUUUAGUGAUUCUUUUUUUGCAUCAUGUAUAGACUCAAGUGUAUUUUAUUUGUUUUAUUAUUUUGUUAUUUAUUUUAAUAGAAUCAUGUUAGAGUUUAUUUUAUUUAUGCAUUUAUUUAUUUAUUUUUGUAGAGGUAUCUGGAAUACGUGGCAUAAUUUUAUACCUAUUUAUAUUUUAUUUAUUUUUUUAGUGUGUUGUCAUCUCCUUUAGAAAUGUACCAGAAAUCAAAGAUAAAAUAAAGCUUCUAGCUCAUUAGAAUGUGGUCUGGAUGUUUGAUUUCUCUCACUGUCAGUUCACAUCAGCUCAAAAUUCUUAAUUAAUUAAUUAUUAAUUAAUUCUUCAUU